AUGGAACUCACUGAUUUACAGCAGCACCAAACAGAUAAACAGACCAAUACCAAUACUUCCUCCACCACCACCACCUCCACCACUUCACAAUCUUACCACUUCUCACCCUUCCACCUCCACCACCACCACCACCAUCAGCAGCAGCAGCAGCAUGCCCGCUCUGCCCCAUUUAUAGCCUCUAUCUCCAUCCCACCAGCAGCUGCCCUCACAAGUAGUGUUGCUGGUGCUACUAGUACAACUUGUGCUGCUGCAGCCGGUGGCAACCGCACCCCAUCUUCCGCCUCCCCCUCCACACCCUCCACCAGUGCUUCUCCUUCCUCCGCCGCCGUCGAUGCCUCCUUAGCUAUAGCCACCAGAUCCGAAACCUUGAUUGACCCCUCCAAGAAGCCUCCUCAACAACAGCAAGAAGCAGCUCAACAGCAGCAGCCACCCAAGAGAUCCACAAAGGACCGCCACACCAAAGUUGACGGCCGAGGCAGGCGUAUCCGAAUGCCGGCUGCCUGUGCAGCUAGGGUUUUCCAGUUGACUCGAGAGCUAGGUCACAAGUCCGACGGCGAGACAAUCGAGUGGCUUCUACAGCAAGCCGAGCCAGCCAUAAUCGCCUCCACCGGCACGGGAACCAUCCCGGCUAACAUUUCAACCCUCAACAUAUCCGUCAGGAGCAGCGGCUCCACUCUCUCUGCUCCUCCUUCAAAAUCAGCUCCUCAUUCUUUCCACAGCGCGCUAGCCUUAGCUCACCACCCCUAUGAGGAAGGGUUUUCCCACAUGUUGGGUUUUCAGCAACAGCAGCAGCAUUUGUUAGCAGCAAAUCAAAUGACGGAAGCGAUUCCCAGCGGAGACGGUGGCGGAGAUAGCGGUGGCGGCGGUGGGCAAGAUGCCACGGAGAGUUAUUUAAGGAAAAGAUAUAGGGAAGAUUUGUUUAAAGAGGAAGGAUCAAGCGGCCGCCAAGGAGACGGCGCAGAUGAAACUUCACCUUCUCCUCCAAAUAAGCAAUUCAAAGUAGGAGGAGGUGGUGGCGGUGGUGGCAUGCAGAUACCGAAAACACAAGAUGUUGGAGGGCCAUCAUCCAGCAUGCUGAGGCAUGCCAAUAUGAUACCCGCCACUGCGAUGUGGGCAGUGGCACCGGCACCCAACAGUGGUGGCGCAACUGGUAACGCGUUUUGGAUGUUACCAGUUACUGCUGGUGGCAGCAGCCAGACAAUAUUGGCGGCCACAUCUGGCGGGGCUGUUCAGCAGCAGCCAUCAGAGCAACAGCACCACCACCACCAGAUGUGGCCAUUUCCGAGCUCCAGUGGGAACACGCUACAGGCUCCCUUACAUUUCAUGCCGAGGUUUAAUAUCCCAGCCGGGAACCUUGAGACGUUUCAAGGUGGGAGAGCUAGCCCACUGCAGCUGGGAUCAAUGCUAAUGCAACAGCAACAGCAGCAGCACCCGUCUCAGCAUUUAGGUUUGGGAAUGUCUGAGUCUAAUCUGGGGAUGUUGGCAGCUCUGAAUGCUUAUUCAAGAGGGGUUGGUAAUUUAAAUAUGAAUUCUGAUCACCAAAACCACCCAAUGGAUCAUCAACAGCAGCACCAGCCUCAACCUACAGAUAGUGGAGAAGAUGGUCCAAACAGUUCUCAGUGAUAGUUUUGAGUUCUGAUUUGAUUCUGCAGGGGUUGUUUCACUGCAUACCAAUUCGUCCAUAUGCCAAGUUGAUUUUCUCAACUAUAUAUGUAUAUGGGAGUAGAACUGAAGGAUUGAUUGGCUGGGUUCGUUUUGCAGUUUCCAGAUUAAUUAGAAGUUGAGAGACAUGGUGAUGAAUUAAGUGCUUUGAAGGAUUCAUGAAUGAUGAAGAUUUUUCUCUCCUUGAAGAGAAUAGUGAGGUAUCUUCUUCUCCAUUUUCUUUCGUCUGUGAUCACUACUAUCGAUCGUAAUUAUUUUUUGGUUUGUAUUUUUUUUUUUUGGUUUGGAAUAUUUUCUAAUAGUAGUAGUAGAUAGUUAUCGUGGAGGAUUUGCCAUUGUACAAGUUGUUUAGCUUGGUCCAAAGGGACAUUAGGUAGAAGCGAAAAGAGAGAGAGAUUGUCUGUAUAGGAGGAUUCCGUAUAUUUGUUGAGUAUAAUACUACUGAUAUUCCAAUUUGUUUUGCUCA
Coffea eugenioides is the source of this 2128-nucleotide messenger RNA. Its product is annotated as transcription factor TCP8-like. The record is from RefSeq and is a predicted model, not a curated record. The transcript has a single exon. Bases 1 to 1623 code for a protein of 540 amino acids. Lineage: Eukaryota; Viridiplantae; Streptophyta; Magnoliopsida; Gentianales; Rubiaceae. Gene Ontology annotation, cellular component: nucleus. Gene Ontology annotation, molecular function: sequence-specific DNA binding; DNA-binding transcription factor activity.